Messenger RNA from Xenopus tropicalis (tropical clawed frog), 2438 nucleotides. It is a transcript of the gene cfdp1, whose product is annotated as craniofacial development protein 1. Lineage: Eukaryota; Metazoa; Chordata; Amphibia; Anura; Pipidae. The record is from RefSeq and is marked provisional. Gene Ontology annotation, cellular component: nucleus.
CUUGUGCGUUUAGGAUUUGUACGGAACAAUCUCUUCUUUUACUGUUCUAGUUAUGUCUGACUGUGAAUCGGAAGACUAUUCAUGCUCAGAGGAUGAGGACUACGUACCAUCAGGAGGAGAAUACAGUGAAGAUGACAUCAAUGACCUGGUAAAAGAGAGUGGUGAUGAUGAAGAUGAGGAAGGAUCAAAAAAGCCUAGUGAUGUUAAAUCCAAGAAAAAAAGUUCAAAAAACUACCCAGCAAGAAAGCAAAAGAAAGGAGUCCUUAUCCUUAGUUCAAAGGAGGAUGGGGGUGAGAAUGAGGUCCAGGACAUGGCCCCUGGUGAAGCUGAAGACAACAAUAUUUUUUCUGAACUGAAACAAAAAAAGAUGGCAGAGGCAAAAAAGAAAAGGGAAGAUGACCUUUGGUCAAGUUUUCUUUCUGAUGUUGGUCAGAAACCCAAGCAACCACCUCUGCCUUCAAGUUCUGUGAAUAACCAGACUCCUGUAGAAAAACCCAAGGUGCCAUUACCAGAUAAAGAGACAGAGAAGCAAAAGGAGACUUCAAAAAUGACCAUAACUACAGUAUAUGAUUUUGCAGGUGAAGAAGUAAGAGUGACAAAAGAAGUUGAUUCCUCAUCUAAGGAAGCCAAGGCUUUCCAGAAACAGCAGGAGAAAAGCCAACAGGAGCCAAGUCCAAUUUCUUCGAAGUCCUCCGUGCUAGAAGACUCUGGCCUAAAAAGGCCAGGUGGGAUGAGCAGCAUUCUGGGAAAACUUGGAAGCAAGAAGCAGAAGAUCAGCACUUUGGAGAAAUCAAAGCUGGACUGGGAGUCAUUCAAAGAGAAAGAGGGUAUUUCGGAGGAACUGGCUAUCCAUAACAGAGGAAAAGAUGGGUAUAUUGAAAGAAAAGCUUUUCUGGAAAGAGUAGACUAUAGACAGUUUGAACAGGAAAGAGAAAUAAGAUUGAAAAACAUGAAGCCGUAGAUUCCUUGUUUUCUCAGCAAAACCACUGUCUCAUCCUUCUUCUUGAUACCUGAGAUGAUCCCAUAUAAAAGACAUCAAUCUUCACCGGUAUCUCUUCUGACUGGGAGAACUGCUUUUCUCUGAGGAACCUGUGCGACUUUCUGGAUUUACAUAUACCUCUGUCAUCAUGUGACUGUCUAGAAUAUACAGUGUUUUGUACAUGAACACAUUUAAUUUAAAUUUAAAAUACCACUUUAAAAAUCUUUAAAUGUUUAACUCUUCUCAGCUCUAGUUCAAUGUUCAUUUUAUUUUGUCUACAUUGACUUCAUGCAUCUUGAUAGAUUGAGGUGCAACCUUUUCAGGGAAAGGUGCACUUCUGCUGGUUGCCAUGGCACCAGCUAUUAACUUGCAACUUCUGUUGCUGCUUGUACAUGCAGAUUUCAGUCUGUUUUGAAGCCAAAAUCCACCUGUAUGAGCAGAAUAGGUGGUUGCCAUUUAAGCUGGUGGCUGGUGGUUUUAGCAGUAAAAAUGUUUGAUGUGCUGUUAGCUUAACGUUCUGCAGUUGAGCAGUUAAAUUGUUGUACCAAAAGCAGGGUUGCAAUGCAACUGACCAUUACAUGUAUAUAAGCAAUCCCUCUACUUCAGUGGAUAAAAGAGAACAGUUACUCUUCACAAUCUUACCUUUUAGCAAGCUGCCUCUCUUCAUGCUGGGUUUGUGUUGGAGUCAGUUGACUAUAAUGCAUAAUCUGAGUAAAGGCAGAACUCAAAGGCAGAGUUCUAGUCAUUGACACCACUACGAGAUAUUUGCUGUGUGCUGACCAAUAAAGCAUACUGUGUUCGCAGAAAGCACUCACGACGAUGAGCCUGUCGGAACGCAUAGAAAUGGGUACGGAAUAAAGGACUACGCGCUGGGUGCAUCCUGGCAACGGUCCAAAUUUGUCAUAAGUUUAUUUAAGACAUUGUUUUAAAAGAAUCACAUACAUACAUACAUACAGGAUGGCACACAGCUACAUAUCAUACCUCGGAUGCUCAGUAAGGAGUUUCAAUAGUAUAAAAAUUAGUUGCUGGUCUUUUUUUUAUAAUAUGGGGGUCACUGACCCCAGCAGGAAAAAAAAACUAUUGCUCUGUGAGGCUACAGUUUUAUUGUUAUUGUUACUUUUUGUAACUUUCUUUUCUAUUCAGGCCUUCUCCUAUUUGUAUACCAGUCUCUCAUCCAAAUGACUGGUUGUUAAGGUAACUUGGACCCUAGCAACUAAAUUGCUGCUGAAACUCCAAACUGGCAAGCUCCUGAACUGAAAAUGAAAUAACUUAAAAAUGAAGACCAAUUGCAAAUUGUCUCAAAAUAUUAUUCUCUACAUCAUACUAAGUUAAUUCAAAGGUGAACAACCCCUUUAAGUCGGUUUUGAUUUGAUUUUUUAUUCCGGAUAAGGCUUUCUGUAAUUUGGUUUGCCAUACCUUAAGUCUAUUAAAAAAACAAAUAAAGAUUAAUUAAACCCAA